This is a messenger RNA of Oryzias latipes (Japanese medaka), 4372 nucleotides long. It is a transcript of the gene plppr2b, whose product is annotated as phospholipid phosphatase related 2b. Gene Ontology annotation, biological process: signal transduction; phospholipid metabolic process; phospholipid dephosphorylation. Gene Ontology annotation, cellular component: plasma membrane. Gene Ontology annotation, molecular function: phosphatidate phosphatase activity. Lineage: Eukaryota; Metazoa; Chordata; Actinopteri; Beloniformes; Adrianichthyidae. The record is from RefSeq and is a predicted model, not a curated record.
UUCAUGUUGUUUCUUAUUUGUGCUUUCAGGCCACUCUCUGAUGGCAAAUGGCUAAAACCCCAAGUCUUUGGUUACACAUUGAAGGAAGCUUCCUUCUGUUGAGGAUGUUUGUUUGUCUGUACAGAACCCAGCAAAGUGUGCUUCUUAUUGAAGGAUAAAACCGUAAUUAGUGCUGGAGCAGCUGUUGUGUCGGUGCAAAAUUGAAUGCUUUUAUUUUUAUUAUCAUUCUUUCCAUGCUUGUCAUUUUGUGUCCCUCUCUUUCUCCCAUAUUUCAUAUUUUGCAAAUUAAUAUUUACCACUUUUUUUCUAACCGUCAUAUUUUAGUCACUGAAACAUCACAAAUGUCAGACCAGAAAAGGAAGUUAUGCCGAAAUGCACAAAUGCAUACCUAAUUCUUGUGUCCUAUUCCCUCUUAUUUUGCUCCACUCAUCCAUCUGUGUCUCCCCCAUCUUUCUUUAGUUCCCCUUCUGCUCCUCCACACAGCGUUGUGUUUUUUUUUUCCAAGUGAGCUCCAUUUGUUUCUCUCUCCUCCUACUCUGAAUACCAACACUGCUGUAGGGAUCUCUCACUCUGCUUUCUUUCGUCCUUUCCAUCCUUCCCUAUCUUUCCCUCCCUCCCUACUUCCAUCUCUCCCACUCUCACCCUCUUCUGUUCUGCUCUAUCUCUCCAUGCACAAAUGGUUUGCUUCACACAUUAGGGUUGCAUGCUUCAUUUUGCUCCAUAAAAGACAAUAAUUUCUUCAUAGAAUUAUUUUUUUUUUUUAAAUGUGUCAAUCUUUUCCUGGUGGCUUUUUUGCGGCUGCUUUUUCUGCACCAACUCCUGCGGAUCUGGAGCUAAAGCUGCGACCAAUAUGUUUUAUUUCCAGCUGGUCAUCAUGGCAGGGACUGUUCUGAUGGCGUACUACUUUGAAUACACGGACACGUUCCCUGUGCACGUUCAGGGCUUCUUCUGCUUUGACAAAGCCUACUCCAAGCCGUACCCUGGACCAGAGGACAACAGCAAGGCGCCGCCAGUCCUCGUCUAUUCCCUCGUCACCGCCAUCCCCACAGUCACAAUUCUCAUAGGGGAAGUGACCAGUUUCUUUGUGAAGACGGAGGGAGCGCAGGAGAAGACCAUCGUGACCGCAGACUGCUGUUACUUCAAUCCUCUCCUUCGAAGGAUUGUACGUUUUCUAGGUGUCUACUCCUUUGGUCUCUUCACUACCACCAUCUUCGCCAAUGCUGGCCAGGUGGUGACAGGAAACCAGACGCCUCACUUCCUUUCCGCCUGCAAACCCAAUUACACAGCCCUGGGCUGUCAGUCUCCUCUGCAGUACAUCACAGAACACCGUGCCUGUACAGGAAACCCCUUUCUGGUGUUGUCCGCCCGCAAAUCCUUCCCCUCUAAAGACGCUGCACUCAGCUUCUAUUCAGCCAUCUACACAGUGAUGUACGUGACUCUGGUGUUUCAGACCAAAGGGACCCGUCUGAUGAAGCCCACCUUGUGCCUGGUGCUUCUGUCUCUGGCAGUGCUUGUGGGGGUGGUUAGGGUGACCGAGCACAGAAACCACUGGAAUGACAUCCUGGCUGGAUUUGUGACGGGUGGGGCCAUCGCUGCAUUUCUGGUGUCCUGUGUGAUCAACAAUUUCCGGCCGCGCAAGACGUCUGUGUGCACACCUCCACCUCCACAGCACCCAGAGCCGACUGUGGGACUGCCGCUCCUCACCCUGCCCCGGGUGGAGAGUCCACUCGAAAAGUUAAGUGGCCUCCAGGCUCCGGGGUUACAGUAUUCUGAGAUCACAUGACCAUCAGCCAACCCUGUCCCCCAUCCCUCCCGAUGUGCUCCUCCCGUCAAGGCGUUGCCUCACCAGCGCAGUUUAGACCUGCCCACUGAAUGCCCCCAACGCUGCCCCUCCCACCGAGAAGGACGCCAGCCUCUGCGGCGGGUCAAAUCCACCCAGGUGUGAAACAUCAUCGAUCAGAGAACAGAUGCCUAAACCUUGGAGGGACAUGUGCUCCCCACUGCAGGAGGCCCUAGUUGUCCUCAAAGAUGGCCUCUGUGACCUUUUGGGUGGGAAAGACUUAAAGCCCGUUAAAGCCAGAGCUUUUAUAGCAAUACUGUGUCCUGUUAUCCUGGGCUCAACAGAGACUCCAUGGUGACUCUAAAGACUGUUGGCUGGUGAUGACUUGAUAUUUACAAUCAAAUAAAAAAAAAAAUCAGCAGAGCCUAGGGGUCUCAAGUGGAUUUUCCUCCAGGCCGUUUUGUAUUACUCAGGAAGUUCUCUAGAAGUUGUCGUCAACAAAAAAGUCCUUAUCGGGGACGCAGGUAAAGUCGAGUAUUGAGGAGCAGAUUUUUUUUCUGUUGUAAUAAGGAAGAAAAAAGCACUUUUGUGCAUUACAGCACAUAGGACGGUUAAAUAUUUUCUUUUUUUUAACUUUGUGAAGUAAUAGCAGAGAUUUAUACACAUUAGAGCUGUGCUUGUGAUAUUAUAAUUUACUGAGGAGUCAGUUUAUUAUCACCGUCUGAUGUUUCCCACAUUCCCAAAUGGAUUCCUUACUGUUCUGGUGUGUGUGUGUGUGUGUCAAAUGUCUGUUGGUUUGAUGUUUAUAGGGUUUGAGUUCUGGGAAGUUUUACGAUUUUUUUUCAUGCCUUUUCACACAUCUUAACUGUUAGGUCGCGACUUCCUUUGAGCUUUUUUCCUUGUUUUUAUUUUUUAUUUUUUUACAAAGAAAUGAACAUUUCCAAGCCUAAUUUGAGCUUUUAUUUAUUUUUUAAAUCUGGAAAAAUAACGUGGCCCACAGUGCAAAUCACAUCAACAAAUCAAUCUGUAAUCAAAGAUCACAACGAUAAUAAUAAAAAAAGCAAAACAAAUAUUUACAAAAACAUUACAUUUUACAAUUUCAGAAUUUAAAAAGAAAAAAAACACAUUUCGGAUAACAGAAGUAACUUCUAGCAAACAAAAUGAGAUGUUAAAAACGAAACACAAAAAGAAACUGGAAAAGAUAGGUACUGUGGGACAUCACCGGUUGGAUGAUGAGGAAAGCAGCUGAUGGCUCAGUUGACUGCGAGGGGGUGCAUGGGAAACCAGGGUUCAUUUCCCAGUGUUUUGUCCUUGGCAAAGACCCCUUGUGCUGCAUAACUAUGUAGCCACAAGGGCCCCCUUGACUGAGUCUCGGUCCCCCUGUGCCGGUCCCCAGCCCGGAUAAAAUACAGGGCUCUAUCAGGAAGGGCCUCUGGCGUAAAAAUUCUCUGCCAAACCGCCUGUGCGACUUAGUAAAAAGCUGAUUCCCUGAAGGGAAAUGCUGAAAGGUAAACAACUAAUGUAUUGGAUGAUGAGGUUUGUUCAUCAUUUCAACUGAAAGUUAUUAGGCAUGAAGCUGGAUGCCGGAUAUCAUCAUCCAAUCAGGGAUGUCUCAUAGUGCCUAUCUUUUCUGGUGUCUUACUGUGUUUUGUUUUUUAACAUUUAAUUUUAUUACUGGAAAAUAUGUGAUUUUUUUUUUUUUUUGGUUUCUGAAAUGUAGUUUUGAUUUCUAAAAUUUAAUGUUUUUGAUUAUUUGUUUUUCUUUUUUAAUUUUGAUCUUGAAAAUGUCAUCAAGUCGAGUGGUUCCUUGAUGUUAUUUGCACUUCAGGGCCACCGUACAAAAAAAACAGUUCAAAGCCACUUGUUUCAAUCUAUUUGUCUCGUCCGGUCCUGUAAAGUAACUGCAUAGACAGACUCGAGGUGAGACCUCCUCACUUGUACAGUUUUUGUACAGUAAAUAGGUUUCUUUACACAUUAUAUACAGCGUUUAUCAUUUUGUUUCAAUAGUUUAAUACCAUGAAGCCACUCUGAGCUGUGUUGUGGGAGCAAGACUACGUGUUGUGUGAAACCCAACGGUCUGUUUGUCCCACUGCUUGCUUGGUUUUUCCAAAUAACGCUUUAGAAUAUAAAACACACAAAUGUACUGAAUGGGUUAUAUAAAGAAUUUGUUGUUCUACUUUAAUUAAGCGUGUGUGUGUGUGUGCGUGUGUGUGUAUUCAUAAUGAGCACAUUGUACGGCAGCACAACUGUUCAUGUGGAAAUCUGUUUUCAAAAUAUAGAUGCUAUAAUCGCACACUUUUGCUAGUGCGUGACUACGGGCCUCAAAAGGACCCCUGCAGGGUGUCUUAACAAUGCCUGCUAUAGCAGAAGGUGCUCAUUAUAGCUUUGAGAUUGCCUACAAUAUUUUCAGUCAGACUUUUUUUUGUAACAACUGAAGAGACUGAUCUGUCCAAAAAAAACAACUGUUAUUUUCAUGUCACUGUUUUGUAUUUAUUUCCAAAAAUAAACGCUUUUGUUGAGAUGGAGAUUAAGUGCUCUGGCAGUUCCAUUAUCUUUAAGUAAGAUGUUGAAAUUAAAGCGUGUGUUUUAUCA